UCAAAUGUAAUUUUCUUACACAAUCUUACACAAUCUUACACAAUCUUUCCAAAUAUCAAGUGUCGCGUUAAACAUGAAAUUUUAGUUCAUUCUAGCUGUACACAUCCUCAAACAACUCGUGAGAAUAUUUUUUUCGACGAAUCCAAAUGUGGAAAAAUUAACGAAAUUAGUAAAGAUGAAUGCGAAGGUCUACGGAUUUCUCGGACUUUUCCAUUAUGCGGUCAUACGCCAUUUCGUGACACACAAAUUAAACUGAAGAAAGGUCCAAAAGAUGCCUGGAGUGAACAUGAGCAUAAAUAUGUGGCCAGGAGAGAUUUAAUAAAAGUUGCCCUUAUUUCUCUUGGCAAAGACCCUAAAAUAUUUUUAAGAGAGUUAAAAUUACAUUAUAAUUUUCGCACAAAAAAUGGUCUUAUAAUACGCCUAUUUGGUGUUACUCGAGAAACCGUCACAGGUCAUCUGAUGAUGGUUGCCGAAACUUGCGAAUGGGACUUAAGACAUUAUGUCUCUCAUCACUUCGCUCGCCUAACUUGGUCCCAUAAAGUUGCCAUUCUUCAUUCUAUUGCUUGUGCUCUUGAAUCUUAUCAACGUGGUGAACAGGUUCAUCGUGAUCACGCUUCCAAUGUCCAGAUAUUUAAAUCCCACUUAGAAAUUCCUGUAAAUGAAUUGGGUUUGGGUGAUAACAAAGAUCCAAUUCCAAUAGUGGGUUACUAUAAAAAUGACCUUUUACCUUACAUGGCUCCUGAAAUUUUACAAAACAAAUCUUACUCUAUAAAAUCGGACGUUUAUAGUUUUGGGAUGCUAAUGUGGGAAUUAUCGACAAACAAACCUCCAUUUUACGAUAAAACUCGCCAUUCAAAACUAAUAGAUGAUAUUAGUAUUCAUAAUUUACGUCCUAAAAAUGAUUCUAAUACUCCUAAAUGUUAUAUCGAUUUAAUGGAACGAUGUUGGUCUAGUGAUCCUAUUAAUCGUCCUGAAAUUUCUGAAAUUGUAAAAAUCUUGAGUGAUUGGCAUUUAUAUUCUAAACAUUCUGAUGAAUUUAAAGAUGCUGAAAAAAUUAGACUUAGUAAUAUGAAAGCUAAAGGACUUGACACAACUGGAAAAAUGGUUUCUCCUCCAAAGAUUCAUCCACAAGCAAUAUAUACUAGUAGAAAGAUUAAAUUUCCUAUACUUCCCUUGUCUGGUGUUAAUUCUCAACGUAUUAAACAAUCUUAUGAUGCUUCAAGUAAAAAUUCAAUUGAUCUAGCAUCUUUACUUGUUCGUGACGAAAGUUAUUUUGUUAAAACGAACAGGCCAUUACAAACAAAAGAAUUAGAAGAGGAGGAAGUUGAUGAUGACCUCCGAAAACAAUACGAAUUAUCGAUACCUUUUGACA
Messenger RNA from Racocetra persica, 1372 nucleotides. NCBI's taxonomy places the organism in Eukaryota, Fungi, Glomeromycota, Glomeromycetes, Diversisporales, Gigasporaceae. The record is from the annotation of a GenBank genome assembly.